This is a messenger RNA of Helianthus annuus (common sunflower), 1607 nucleotides long. Its product is annotated as protein ECERIFERUM 26-like. Bases 163 to 1455 code for a protein of 430 amino acids. Gene Ontology annotation, molecular function: acyltransferase activity, transferring groups other than amino-acyl groups. The record is from RefSeq and is a predicted model, not a curated record. The transcript has 2 exons. Lineage: Eukaryota; Viridiplantae; Streptophyta; Magnoliopsida; Asterales; Asteraceae.
UCAUUAAUCGUUUACUUACUACAAUAGUACAAUAUGGAAUACGCUUAGUGAUAGAACUGAAUGAUAAAAACUUAGACCCCUAUUAUAAACACACUCCAUGUCCCCCUAACAAGUCACCCAAAGUUUAUUUUCAAGAAAAAAAAAAAAAAAAAAAAAACAAAUAUGGUGUCAUCCGAACAGCAGAACUCCAUUUACGGCAUCAAAAUCUCCACGGUCUCAGCCGGAUAUGUAUCCGGUCACAACACAAUUCAGGAGCUAACUGCAAUGGACCUAGCCAUGAAGCUUCACUAUCUCCGGUUUGUCUACUACUUCAAGGCACCAACAUUUGAUGGUUUUACCAUCUUGAAGAUUAAAGAAACUAUGUUCAAUUGGCUAAACCAUGCCUACAUCCCUUGUGGUCGGCUUAGGAGGGCGGAUUCUGGUCGGUCAUGUAUCAAAUGCAAUGAUGGUGGGGUGCGCAUCAUCGAGGCUAAGUGUCGUCUCAGCCUCGAUGAAUGGCUUGAAUCUGGAAAUGAUUCAAGGCACAAGCUUCUUGUUCCUAACCAAGUUCUUGGCCCUGAUUUGGCCUUCUCACCUUUGGUUUUGAUACAGUUAACAGAUUUUAAAUGUGGUGGCAAAUCCGUUGGUAUGAGUUGGGCCCAUGUCCUUGGAGACGCUUUUUCGGCUGUGGGCUUCAUCAACUUAUGGGCCCAAGUCAUUGCAGGCCAUUACCCGGCCCAACCACUCACUAAACCCCAACAACAAAACCACACCUUUGAUUUCCAAAACCCAAGCCCAGAUCCACUCUCCACAAAACGGGUUGGCCCGGUUGGAGACCUUUGGUCUACUUCAAAUAACUCCAAGAUGGAACCAUUUUCAUUUUAUCUCUCACCAUCCGAGUUGACUCGGUUACAAGCACAAAUCAGUGGAGAGAAAGCUGAUGAACAAAUUCCGGUGUUUGAAUGUAUUUGUGUUGUAAUUUGGCAAUGUUUGGCGAAAGUUAAAGAUGGGCCGGGACCAAAAGUCGUGACCAUAUGUCGAAAUGACUUGAAAACCAGAGAUAACGGAAUCAUCACGAAUGAAAGACAAACCAUUGGUUUGGUCAAAACAGAUAUAUCUGUAGGUAAACAGACACCAACGGAACUCGGGUCCCUACUUAUGAACAAAGUAGACGAUGAACGACUGAAGAUUGAAGAAUCGAUGGCGAGAGAUGACGCGCUUCCAGAUUUUCUCAUUUACGGAGCGAAUUUGACUUUUGUUGAUUUGAGUGACGCCCCGUUUUAUAAUAUGGAGGCGAGGGGACAAAAGCCAGUUUAUGUCAACUGUUUUAUCGAUAACAUUGCAGAUGAAGGAGUCGUUUUGGUUCUUCCAACACCAAAUGGUUGUUCCGAAGGAAGGAUAGUAAGUCUGACAUUACCGGAGAAUCAAGUGGCUAAGCUUAAAUCGGUGCUUAAAGAAGAUUGGUGUAUCGCGUAGGCACGGUUAUGAUUGGAUGCAUUUGCUUUAAUUGUCUUGUUUUGUGAUAAUAAAUCUUGCUUAGGAUAACGUAUUAUGGUUGCUUGUUUACUAAAUUAUUGAUUUAUGUUAUUGGUUUGUAUGUUUUUUAAACGAAAAUGGUCGUUAUCGCC